AUGUUCCCUUCGGCUAACUAUUUUCGUGAUAUUCCAUGUCCAUUUUUUUCUCGUGUGGCUUGUCCGAGGCCGAAUUGCCACUUUAAACAUACACAAACAUCGUCGCAAUCGAAUGCCAAUACGAAUGCGUCAUCAGCAUCAUCGUUAAUAAACAUACCACCAGAUGCCAAUGAAACACUGAAUAAACUUAUUAAUCAGCUAUCUUCAGCUGCAACAAGUAAUUCAGCUGUGGCAACAGCGACAACAACAAUAACAAAUCCAAUGCCUUCGAUUAAUAUCACAUCUAUUUUACAAAGUACACUUUUACAAAGCUUAACAGUAUUUGCUAAUGCAUUAAAUUCAACACCACAAUCAACAAUUUCAAAUAAUGAAACAUCUGAGAAAUUAACACAAGCGCUAACUACGAUAGCAACACAAUUAAAUCAACAUCAAACUCCAACAACAACAAAUGCUGCCGAGUCGUUUCCUGAAUAUCGUCCGACACCUAUCGUUGAACUUGAACGACGAAAACAACGAGUACAUCAUCCCAUAGUUAAAACAAAUAUAAAAACCGAACCAAUUGAUUUUGAUUCUAAUGAAUAUGUUCAAGCAACAUUUUCUCCGCCAUCGAAUUCCCCACCUCAAUCAGCCGUUGAUCAACCUGAACCAAUGGAAGUGAUACAUCCAAAAGUCUCUACUGUUGCUAAAUCAACUCUGCCAAUUUCGUUACAGACUAUUCCAAAACAGUCCACUACGGAUGACUAUCAUUCAUGGGUAACACCACCAAUGCGUCGAAAAUUAUCAUCGUCAUCAGAUUAUAAUGAUUUCGAUGAACGAAAACCUUUAGUCAAAAAAAUAGCAUCCUCUGAAUCUAUUCAAUCCCCUAGAAAAAUAACUAGUAAACCCAUAGCAACAGUGAAACCAAAUAUAAUAGAAAAUACCAUUAAACCAACUCCUCCUACUGAUCCAAUGUUAAAACGAAUUCCAAAAAAACCAAUAUCUACUAAAGUACGUAUCAUGGAUGUCGAUUUAGAUAGAGUACCUGUUACAUCCACAAUAUCAAUUGAUGCUAAUAAAAAAGUAACAUUACUCAAACGUACAUCAAGUGGAACUAAUGAAAUACCUCAGAAGAAAGCAAAAAUAAUUCCAACAACAACAAAACCAACUGUAUCAACCAGUAUUGGUCAAAAUAUCAACAAGCAAAAGCCCAUUACGAAUGGCAUCAAUAAAAGUAAUAUCAGUGAUGAAGACGAUGAAUUAGCUCUAUUCGAUCAUGCUUUUCCCUCAGCAAAGCCAUCUGAAACAAUUACUGUGUCGAAAAAACCACCUUCUUCCUUCCCGCCAAAUACUAUUCAACAAUUUACGUCACGUUAUUCGUCUGUGACAACGGCACAUACUCAAAAUGGUUCAACUGCAUCAGCGUCUAACAUCUGUACUCGAGCAGAAACCUCUUCUGAUGGUCGUCGUAUUGCUCAUCAACCAAAAGUUCAUUCAAUUUCAACAAAUACUUCAUUUACACCUCUACUACAACCAUUAGUUGAUCCAAAUUCUAGUACAAAUAAAAUUCCUUUUAAAACUCGACAAGAAUAUUUAACAUUUUUUCUCAAUCAACUUAAAAGUCGACCAUCGAAUGCAAAUGAUUUAGUUCCAGAAACACCGAUUUUUGCGCGAGCACAAGCCAUCGAAAAAGAAAUCUUUGAUAAAUCAACAAAUAAAAAUUCCUAUUUAAACUUAGCUGCAAAACAUUUAAGACAAUUACGAUCUGAAGACACAAAUACAAAGCCAACGAAUGAACAAAGUUCUUCAAAAAAGGUCAAUGUUCACCGAUUGGUUGUGUCACAUUCAGCUAUGCUUACCGGCGGUAAAACAGAAAAUGUUAGUUUUGGAAUUAAAAAACAGAAAGAAACCGACAUUAAAACAUUAACAGAACAUGAACUUUAUACCCUCUUAUUUGCCUAUAAAGCAUCUGAACGAGAUAUAGUCGAAAAUGGUUAUCCAGCAUUUUCACUUGAUUUUCCAGAUAAAGUUUUAAUUAAAAAUAAAAACCCACUUUAUAAUCCAAUAACUAAAAGUCAUUCAUCUGACCCAAAUACUCGUAUCUGUUGUCGAUGCAGUAAAACAUAUAAAAUAGAUAUAAAUGGAGAAUAUGUGAAACAAGAAGAUUGCAUUUAUCAUUGGGGACGAAUGCGAUCACAGCGAGUCGCGGGACAAAUAGAAAAAACCUACGGAUGCUGUUCUGGAAAAAUAUCUUCAGGUGGUUGUGCUGUUUCGAAAUAUCAUGUACAUGAUAGUGAUGAUACACAAUUAUUAUCAGGUUAUGUGAAAACGCAACCUCUUCGAAAACCAUUAGUUAAUAAUGAAAGUUACGGAAUUUAUGCACUUGAUUGUGAAAUGUGUUAUACAAUGGAAGGCGUUGAACUUGUUCGUGUUAGUAUUGUUAAUCAUAAAUUACAAUCAGUAUAUGAAACUUUAGUUAAGCCUCAUCAUAAAAUACUUGAUUAUAAUACUCGUUGGUCGGGAAUAACUGAAAAUCAAUUGAAACCUUGUAACAUAACAAUAGAAGAUGUACAAAAACGUUUAUUAAAAUUAUUUAAUGAUAAAACAAUUUUAAUUGGUCAUUCUUUGGAAAGUGAUUUGAAAGCAUUGAAGAUUGUACACAAUACUGUUAUUGAUACAUCUCUGGUUUUUCCACAUCCAAAAGGAAGACCGUAUAAACGCGCAUUGAAAACAUUAAUGUCAGAAUUUCUAACAAAAAUUAUUCAAGAAAAUACCGAUGGACAUGAUUCAAUAGAAGAUGCUAGUGCGUGUAUGGAACUUAUGUUAUGGAGAGUAAAACAAGAUCUCAAAAGCAGUUAA
Molecule: messenger RNA, 2835 nt
Organism: Rotaria socialis
Lineage: Eukaryota; Metazoa; Rotifera; Eurotatoria; Philodinida; Philodinidae
Source: the annotation of a GenBank genome assembly